AUGGUGACUUCUGGCAGCAGCAGCGAUUAUUCUUCCAUCUCUCCAGAAGAGGAUUUCAAACCUUCCACAAUCAAAACUCGAGCUAAAGAGAAUCGUGAUAUACCCGUCGACAAUCAGCGAGUCACUUAUGCUGAGCUCAGGAAGAGAAAAGCUGAAGAUGACGAGUUGGAGGAUAGUCUACGAAGAAGAGCCCGAAUUGAGCGUCGGAUAGCGAAGGCUGAGGAUAAGCUUCAUGCUAGUGCUGAAGGUGUAGAUUCAAACUCUGAUGUUUCAGAGGAUGAAUCUAUGUGGGGACCACCAGAGCGUGAAAUCAAGCCGGACCGGUACACUAGAGAAAUUGAGAAGCCGACCCGAGCUGAUCCCGAGGCUGAGCGUGAGGAGGAAGCUGGCUGGGACACCUAUGAAGAAUAUAUUCACCCAGACAUCGUCAACGGCCCUGAUAGUGAUUCUGAUGAAGAGCGUGAAGAGGAUUCAGCAGAAGACGAUGAUGAUGGGCCUGAUGAUUCUGACAAAUCCAACGCUUCUGAUGAGUCUGACUGA
Messenger RNA from Papaver somniferum (opium poppy), 540 nucleotides. RefSeq names its product glutamic acid-rich protein-like. Lineage: Eukaryota; Viridiplantae; Streptophyta; Magnoliopsida; Ranunculales; Papaveraceae. The record is from RefSeq and is a predicted model, not a curated record. The transcript has a single exon. Bases 1 to 540 code for a protein of 179 amino acids.